Messenger RNA from Danio aesculapii, 1944 nucleotides. It is a transcript of the gene stap2b, whose product is annotated as signal transducing adaptor family member 2b. The record is from RefSeq and is a predicted model, not a curated record. The transcript is spliced from 14 exons. Gene Ontology annotation, molecular function: signaling adaptor activity. NCBI's taxonomy places the organism in Eukaryota, Metazoa, Chordata, Actinopteri, Cypriniformes, Danionidae. Bases 202 to 1446 code for a protein of 414 amino acids.
CUAGAUUAGGAUGACGGCACGUAGACCUCUUCAAAUAGACAGCUGGCGGCGGUUGUGAUACUCAGUGCACGAGUUGUCUUUUCAUUUCUUUUUCACGUUAACUUGGUUAUGACAAAGCACUGAACGCGCAGGUGGACAUUUAAGCGUGUUCUUUCAGAGAGCCUACUUAAACAGUUUUAUAAAUUUGUAUUAUCUGCACUUAUGGCAGGAGCAAAUCGCAAUAGACGAGGAAGAGCUCAGCUGCCAACAUGCUAUCACGAAGGCUUUCUCGAGAAGAAAUCCAUCAAAGACAAGAUGGGUCGUAAACUCUGGACCAGUUUGUGUGGAGAUUCACUCUUUUUCUUCAAUAGCAGCAAAGACAGUGUGUAUAUCGAGAAGCUGGAGCUGUCGGAUCUCAACUCGGUGUCAGAUGAUGGCUCUCGUGAGCGAAACCUAGAUGCUGCUGGAUUCACCCUGCACAUGAAAAAAGAAGACGUCAGGAUGAUUGCCCCCAGCCUUGAAGCCAGAGAGCUGUGGAAAGGCUACAUGCUCUCGAUUGCUAAGCUCUCUGUUCCAGUCUCUCUGAACCUGCUGCCUGGACAGAUUCACGUGAUGAGGGAAAUCAUUGAAAAAGAGAAAAUACGACAGCGGCUUCCUUCAGCUUCACCGCCAGAACAGAGCUUUGACCCUUAUGUUUGCGUAUUACCAGACAUGCCUAUGUGUUUUCAUAAAGUGUCUCGUGUGGAAGCUGAAAUUUUAUUGGACAGAAAUCCUAAUGAUGGAAACCUCCUGCUGCGGCCGGCUCAAGAUGGGACGUCUUUCUCUCUCACCACUCGGCAAGAAGUUAAUGGCAGAUCAAUAUUUAAGCAUUAUCGAGUUUUUCGGAGGCCUGAAGGAGGAUUCGUCAUCGAUCUUGAUUCUCCUAUCAACUGUGCCACCCUGCACGAUGUGGUUAACAAAAUGGUGGAGAAGACCGGCGGGGUUUUGGUGCCUCUUCAUAUGGAGAAACACUAUGAUCAAGUUCUAGUAUAUCUUGAGAAAAAUGAAGAGAACGGUGAGCUGAGCAAACACUGUGCCAAACCAGACCCUUCAUCUACACCUCCAGUGCCCCCACUCAAACCUGUCACAAAGGCUCACAGGUUCAGUUCAGAACACGAAAAUGAAUACCGCAAUAUCCCAUGUGGAGGAGACUAUGAGGAGGAUGAAGCUGCAUCUCUUGCACCUCCAGUUCAACCACGUGUUCCAGGUGACACAAAAACACGGCAUUUGCCGUACCAGUAUUCAAUGCCUCAUGAACCAAGCACCAGUUCAGACUGUGAACGAAAAGCUCUGGUUCCUCCUGGCUAUGGUAAAAAACCCCUCAGAAGCAACAGUCUAUCAGACAUGCCUAAAAAUACUCCCAAGCAGCAAAUCGUCAUGGAUGAGCUGGCGAAGGUUAUUAAUAGCAGACGACCCAUCCAGGAGUGAUUGUGUGAUGAUGAUGAUGAUAAUAAUGGUUUCACUGUGGAACGAGGAGUAAUUCCUAUUAAGUAUUAAGCUUAGGCUUAAAUCUCCGACACAUUUAUAUGGCUUUUAUUGCUGAGGAACAAGCCCUGGAAUCAAGUUUUCUUUAUCGAUCCUUGUAGCAAUAGAUCAGUGUGUGUCUGUAAAUCACCUCUGCUGUUUGUGUAGUUUAUCUCAUUGACUUCUUGUUGAUUUAUGACCAUUUUAGAAGUUGGUCAGAUGUAAAUAUUUGUCCGUGUCAGAUAGCUGGUCUACGUCUCCUGUUUUCAGGCUUGAUUAUGAAUGAUUGUGACUCUAGUUUGUGGGGAAGUUGCAGGUCUUCUUUCUCCAGAUAGACAAUCUGUUCAAAUGAAUAUUGUUUUGUCUGUUCCUGUUCAACUUUGUAUGGUAUUUUUUAUAUUGUUUAGUUUGAGAACAAUACAAUGAUCAUGGAAAAUAAAGUCAUAUUUUCUUCCUUUUAUA